Messenger RNA from Penicillium pulvis, 1028 nucleotides. RefSeq names its product GILT family protein. The transcript is spliced from 2 exons. The record is from RefSeq and is a predicted model, not a curated record. Lineage: Eukaryota; Fungi; Ascomycota; Eurotiomycetes; Eurotiales; Aspergillaceae. Gene Ontology annotation, molecular function: oxidoreductase activity, acting on a sulfur group of donors, disulfide as acceptor. The coding region runs from base 1 to 975 and encodes 324 amino acids.
AUGGAGAAACUACCUACUCACACCGGCGAAACCCAUGGCGCUUCUCAAGAGCCAAGAUGGAUGGCCCCACAGAAACGUCCACGAAGAGCCAUUUUUUUGAGACGCGUCUUUAUCGUCUUCUGUUUCUUGGCUGGAUAUUACAUGCUAAUUAGACCCCGGUCUACCCAAUGCAUGUCGCCUGAGUGUGCACCCUGUGAUACUUCUAAGUGCUUGGCCCCAGGACAGAACGCAGGCGGCUCUAAAGAUUUCGCUGCCCAGAAUCACGAACAUGAACAGGCAAAAAUCAGCCAAGACCCAAUCACCAGCCAGUCGAAUGAAUCAACGAGAAUUCCACUUGAGGCCCAUAUCAUGAGCAAAUGUCCAGAUGCUCAAGGCUGCUUGCAGAAACUGAUUCUGCCAGCUAUGGAGCAGAUUAGUGACAAAGUGGACUUCCGGCUUUCAUUUAUCGCCAGUGUCUCUAAAGAAACCUCCGAUAUACAGUGCAUGCAUGGGCCAGCCGAAUGUAUCGGUAACAUGCUCAUGCUAUGCGCUGCCAACCUACCCUUCCCUCCUACGUCGGACAGAUCGCUUCUUCCUCAAAAUUACCCUCGAACACCCAUCAUACGAUCUCUAGGCUUUGCCAACUGCCUGAUCAACGAUUAUACCCGCAUCCCCGACCGUGGGCUUGUCCACCAGUGUGCACUAGAACAUGGAAUUGACUUCGACGCUUUGAACCAAUGUGCAAGCCAGCAAAGCGACGCCCCCGAUGAUGGCCAGCGUGGGAAAAGUCCGCUUAGCGGCAUUGCCCUUCUACGACACAAUGCUCUGCACAGCGAGCAUCUUGAUGUGCAUACUAGCUGCACUGUUCGGUUAGACGACUCAGUCUGGUGCAUCCAUGAUGGUGGAGUUUGGAAGACCUGUGCCCAGGAUGGCGAGGGGAGUAAGCCACAGGUCCUAGCUGAUGAGAUCAAAAGACUCUGGCAGGAGAGGAACUAAAUCCUACGUGAAAUAAACCUGUGACGAUACCCCAUGAGAUGCCAUUGAUAUUU